GUAAACUGAUUGUGGAUGUGAAGACCUAAGGGUGUAUCUUCUUUUCAAGUAAAAUCUUGAUCUUUCGAUCAUCCUGCUAGAAUCAAACAGAUCUUGUAGUGCAGUCAUGGCAAGAGCAAACCAAUUUUCACUGUUAAUGUGGAAAAUUUUCAUCCUCCUUAAGAGAGCCCCAGUGCGAACUUUUUUUCAGAUUGCACUGCCUCUCCUGUUCAUAGCCAUCCUAGUCUUUCUGCGAGCUUUCAAGAUAAAGAAUGAGUACAAACCAAGUGUCACGUAUCCUGCCUUUGAGGUGAAUAAACUUCCAUCAGAUGUGUCGAAACUCAAUCAAAUUGCGUUUGCACCUAACACUAGUGAUGUACAACACGUUAUGCACCGUGUGGUUGAGCAGCUUGGAUUUGCACGUGCUGAGCCCUUUAGCAGUGAAGAGGAUAUGGUUAGCUCUUUAGUCAGUUUACAAGGCAAUAACAAAACAUUCCUCGGAGGAAUUGUCUUCAAUACAAGUCCGAACGGUAGUAAUAUUAUAUACAAGAUCAGACUGAGCUCAAAGACUGAUAUAAAGCAAAAUGGUGGCAAGAAAGAAAGGCAAGGGUUUGGUACAAGUCCUUCUACAACCUGGAAUACUCAGUUUACAUUUCCAGUUUUACAAGUUCCAGGACCAAGGAACAAAAAUGCCUCCCAUGGUGGCCCUCCAUUUUAUUUUGAAGCUGGAUUUUUGGCGAUUCAACAUGCAGUGGAUGUUGCUAUCAUGAAUUUCCGGUACAAAGGGAAGAAUGAUACACGUAUGCUGAAUACAACAGUGUCAGUAAAGCGGUUUCCAUAUCCUGAUUACACUCAUGACAAUUUUGUUCUAGUGAUACAAACUAGCCUUCCUCUACUUUUGAUGUUAUCACUUAUUUUCACUGCCUUGAACAUUGUCCGUGAUGUUGUCUAUGAAAAAGAGAAAAAAUUAAAGGUAAGGAAAUUCAAUUUUUAUUUUUAAUCAGUGUUAAUAAUAUUUGGAGGCUCUUCAUCCAUGACCUUGAGCAGUAGUCGCUCUCAGAUUUAACAGUCAUGUAGAAAAUGUAAAUUUCCAGUGGAAUAUAAUCUAUGCAUGACCAAUAAUUGAUGCAUUCAGCGUGCAUGCUCCAUUGGAACACUUUUCUACCCUCUCAUACAACAUAAUUAGCAUUUUUUUCAAGUCUCUUACGAAUAGAAAAUAAAAAUCUCCAGUGGAAUCUAUUCAUAUCCAAAUGGAUUCCAUACACUAAGGUAACAAAGGUAAGACUUUUUGCCUUUUCACCACUAGAUGCAAAGUUUCUCUUCAAGGGAAGCGAUAUAACAAUGGCAAGGAAUCCAGACCUAACACGUAAUCUGCCACAAUACUAACUCGGCUGCCAAGGUUAAGAAAUUUGAGUGUUGUAAAUAAUAAAAAAGAAACAGGCAUUGAUAAACAUGGAGAAUCUAAUUUGCGGAUUUGCAGGUGUGCAGGCUUGACUUGAUCCUGCAACUCAAACCCUGUCCCAAUCCUAACACCCCUAGUUGGACCUGCACCUGCACCUGCUCCUAGCAAAUAAUAAUUAUAUUAACCCAAGGGUUGUCCAAUACUGUCAACUAGACUCUAGAUGUAUCCUAGCAUGCAGAGAAAGUAGUGUCCGAUAGCCCGGGACUAGUGGAUUUUGCUAUCGCGCUAGUGAAUUCUGUUAGUAACUUUCCCGAUGGACAAAUGAAUUUUUUUGAGGAAUUCAAAUUACAGAAGAACUGUGAAAUCAAUCUGCUCAUCAAAACGCUUGGGCUAGUUGAAAUGAUAUUUGGGCUAGUAAAUGUUAGCUUCAGCUUGCCUUAAUGGCAAGCUGUAAGAAUGACAUUCUUUGCACCCUAGGGGUGGCGGAUGGUAAAAUCCGAGACUUGCCAAGACGCCGAGAUCCUAGUUAGAAAUCCGAGCCCGAGACUCUUUGGUGAAAAGUUUCGAGACUCAAAAAAAGUAAAACCAAACCUUGAAAAAACGAGACUUUGAGACUUAUCAAAAACGCUUCCGAGAUUUCGAGAUCCUGGCAAAAUUUUCCGAGACCCACGUUUUUCGAGGUACCAUUCGCCACCCCUCACCCUGUAUCCCCAUUGCUUUCCUUUGGAAAACCAGUAUUCACAACAUCUCUCUUUACCUGACCCAGUUGUAUUAAUGGAUAGUAGUCUGGAAACAUUGCUUGUUGGGUUAACCCUAAGUUGGACUAUAUAUAUAGCAUCCUAUCCAAGGGGAAUUGGUGCAGUAAUUCUUGCUUUUAUAGACAAUGAGUUGAGCCAGCCCUAGUGACAUGCACCUUGACAUCUACCUUUUAUGUUAUAUUUAUUGAUAGAUUUGAUCAAUUUUAAAACAGGUAUUAAUAAUUCUACUUAAUUUGACAGGAAUCCAUGAAGAUGAUGGGACUGAGUGGCUGGUUACAUUGGCUUGCAUGGUUCACAAAAUAUUUCUUGUUCCUCCUCAUCAUUAUGGCCUUUGCAACCUUUUUCUUUACCGUAAAAUUCAACUCCAAUGGCCGUGUCCUGAACAAAACUUCUCCAGCUGUUCUGUUUGUUUUCCUUAUGCUCUAUGCAGUCUCUUCUAUUAUGUUCUGCUUCUGCGUUAGCGUAUUCUUCUCCAAGGCAAACAUUGCUGCAGCUGCUGGAGGGGUCAUCUGGUUCUGCAAUUACAUCCCAUACUUUUUUGUGGCACAGUACUAUGACACAAUGAGCGUAGGAGCCAAGGCUGCAUCGUGCCUUCUCUCCAACGUCGCAAUGUCAAUGGGAGCUCAGCUGAUUGGCAAAUUUGAAGGAGCUGGCAUCGGAUCUCAGUGGUCGAAUCUUAACCAAGGACCUUCUAUCGAUGAUGAUUUUACUCUUGGUCUUGUCAUGGUCAUGUUUGUGGUAGAUUCCUUGAUCUACGGUCUUAUCGCUUGGUACGUUGAGGCUGUUUUUCCUGGAGACUUUGGUGUUCCACAGCCGUGGUACUUUCCUGUUUUACCCAGUUACUGGUGUGGUAAAGGCAAAGAGGUAAGGUAGAGGUUUUAGAAAGCUUGGUACCUAGAAUCAUUAAACUAUCUCCAUCGUAAGUAAUUAGAUAAAAUUAAUGUAGGAGUGGGGAUGGGGUAUGUGAAUGUUUGAAAACCAAGUGUCGCUGGUGACUGGUUGUUUUGCCUAUGAGUCAUUUUGCUAAUGUCCGCUUCGCUAAGGUCCUCAUUUGUUCCGCUUAAGAAACUGAACCAGUGAUGCACAUGUAUAUACUUCCUUCUUUAAAGCCAUGACACAAAAAAGUGUGACACCUAUGUAUACAUACCUGGUUUGUUCUUUAAGCCACAGAUUACUCAUUAGGCAAAAGACUUUAGGGAACUGACAAAAUUAAUGUUAAUGAAUUGACUAAUGAGGUGAGCUAGCAGAAUUUGGUGAAAUGACAGGCACUACAACAAUGAAUCAUACGGUCAUGGUUAGUACAUACUUUUUCUCCAUCAGCCAUAACACUUUACAUCUGUCUUGCCCCCAUUAUAAACUCCUGCUCCAUUGCAGCUCUCUUCAUCUUCUUUAGAUGAUAACAUUAUUGCUCUUCUUAGACUUGCACCCCUGAUUGCACAUGGCCAACCAUACCCUUAACGUUACUCAUGCCUUUAUUUUGCUUUUAAUUAAUUAUUGUUUUAAAUUUCUACUUAUUUUUUAUAGGUGGAGAUAAAAGAGUUCCAUGACUUAGAAAAUGGCUCCAGCCAAACUGGGAUGUCAGCACCAGAUUUCUUAGAAAAGGAACCAGUGGGUUUGGUGCCUGGAAUUGAAAUUAAAAACCUCAAAAAAGUGUUUUCUACUGAAAAAGGUUUGACUUGAGUUAGUUAUUUCUUCAUAUAUCAGGGCUCUGCUCUAAAAUCACCUGGAGGCAAUGUAGAGACCCCAGGCACCUUCAUUUGGCACUGAUUGGGUGGAGACUAGGAUAUAUCUUUGACAAUUUUACUUAAGAAUCAUAUGUUGGGCACCCUGGAUUUCUCAGGAUCAGUGCACUCUACCAUUAUUAUUUUUCUUAGAGAACAGCUUUUCACACACGUUAUCAUUAUUAGAUAAACGUGUCUUUGCUAUUUUAUGUGAGACAACACUAACUUGUGUGUAAGUUGUUUGAAGACAAUUGAAUACAGACAGGGCCAGUAAAAACCAAAUGCCAUUAUGUAUAUACACCAAGUUGCCAGGAGUAUUGCCAGCAUGGUAAAAUUUAUUAUACCUUACUCUUCUACUGAGUUUUAUCAUAAGGUUACUGUGUAAAGAAAUCCAGAUUGUAACCUUCGCCAAGCAGUGGCGGAUUUAGGAGAAUGGUCCCCACCUUUUUUACAGACAAACCAAGCCCGAGAGAUAGUAUUUUUUAAGAGGGAGUACAAAAAACUACUGUUAUCUCAGGGUAUUGAUGAGUGGACCCAAUUAUCUGAAGUCCUGGAUUUACAAGUAAUAAGUUACAUAAUCAAAUUAUGAUAACUAAGUUUCCUUGUUUGAUUUCAAAAAUCAUGUUUUCAUUUCAAUCUUUCCAAAGUGUACUUUUUAAAUUUAUUUUAUUUUUUCUUAUUUUAUAGGAAAGAAAGUUGCGGUUAAUGGAGUAUCACUGAACAUGUAUGAAGGCCAGAUAACUGCUCUACUGGGACACAAUGGAGCAGGGAAAACAACUCUUAUGUCUAUGCUGACAGGGUUGUUUCCUGCUUCAUCUGGCUCAGCUCUUGUUAAUGGCUGUUCCAUUAGAGAUAACAUUAGUGGAGUGCGCAGCAGCUUGGGUAAGUUAUGUGUAUGCUUGACUUCUAAUCAAGAGAGGUUCUGAACUGCUAUGAUAAUAUUGAAAACAUAGAAUUAAAGCUAUUUUUGUUAUUUGUGAGAUGGUAGUAGGCUCGAUUUCUGCCACUCUUUCGUCAGUCAUCAUCAUCAUCAAUCAUCAUAAUCGUUAUCAUCAUCAUCAUCAUCAUUAUCGCCACCAUUGUCACCACCGAAAUCACCAGCAUGUGUUUUAGAAACCCUGAAUAAAAUACUUGUUGCUAAUCAGAAAAUUUUGCUCCAGGCCUUUGUCCUCAACAUGAUGUGUUGUAUGACCAUCUGACUGUUGAGGAACAUCUGUGGUUCUUUGCUAAGUUAAAGAACUGUCCAUCCCACCGUGUACGGCAGGAGGUUAACAGAAUGAUUGAAUGCAUUGGACUUGCUGACAAGCGACAUACACAGACCCGUGCACUGUCUGGUGGCAUGAAAAGAAAACUUUCUGUUGGAAUAGCACUUAUUUCAGAUUCCAAGGUUGGCAUGGUUUAUGUCAUCUUUUAUCCCUACAUGAAAAUUUCACUUGUAGAAAAUUAUUUAUGUGAGUGUAUUGAAAAUAGCCUGUAUAAUCAAAGGCCCUCUGAAAUACUUAAAUGAUAGAUUUUCUUACGCUUGUGCAUACUUAAACUUAUGAAUUCCCUACCUUUUAAUAUACCUGAAGCCUGAAAAAGGAGCUUCCCGUCGAGGGAGUCCCCCCCCCCCGCCGCCGCCCCCACACACACACAUGGGGAGAAGCAGCGCCGUAUUCAUGAGCUGCCAUGACCGUGUAAGCUUCUACAAGUUACCUGUAGUUUAAACAAACACCGCUGAUGAUGAUGAUGAUUAUGAUGAUUAUGACAUUGAGUUUUAUUUAUUAACAGGUUGUAAUGCUGGAUGAGCCAACAUCUGGCAUGGACCCCUCAGCACGCAGAUUCACCUGGGAUUUGCUACAGCAGCAGAAGCAAGGAAGGACUAUACUUCUUACCACGCACUUCAUGGACGAAGCUGAUAUUCUUGGUGACAGGAUCGCCAUCAUGGCAGAAGGAAACAUCAAAUGCUGUGGAUCUUCCCUCUUCCUUAAGAACAAGUAUGGAGUGGGCUAUCACAUGGUUAUUGUAAAAGAGCCCCACUGUUGCGUAUCCAAGAUUAUAUCUGUGGUGAGCGGUCAUGUGCCUACAGCAAUGUUAGAGAGCAAUGUUGGUGAGUUUAAUAUGUUCAGCUGCCCGUGUGAUACCACCAUUCUCUUACCACUUGUGAGAUCGUCCGUUUUAACGUAUUGGGGAGCUUAAGCAACAACGGCAGUGAUAACGUCGCUAAAAAUGAAUUUGCGUCCUUUCAAACUUAUUCGCGUCUAUUUGAAUCCGCUCUAGUCAAAUGAAGGCCAUUGAAUCCGUGAGGACUUAAAUAUCCAGGUUCAAAAAGAGAAAUUAAAAUUCGUCCACGUAUGUUCACGUCCUCCAUAAAACCAUAGUUAAUCAUUGUCAUUAGGAGGUCUUGUCAAGGAAAUGUACCAAAAAGCGUGAUGCACGUGCUGAGGUGUUGUUUUGCCCAUAAAACCAAUUCUUUUGGACGUUGUCGUUGUCGUUGUCGUCGUCGUCGUCGUCGUGGUAUCUAAUCUACAUGUAUCUACUUCUCGUAUUUUUCAAGUUAACUCUUCUAACUUCUAGGCCAUGUUGUUGUGAGAUUAUUUAUCACUUACCGUAAAAUUCCGAAAAUAAGCUCCGGGGCUUAUAUUUUUCGAAGGCCCUUUUUGAGGGGCUUAUUUUAGGAGGGGCUUAUAUUCGGAGGGGCUUAUCUACGGAGGGAAAUUUGCGUUUUAAAAUCGAUUGGGCUAGCCUUAUACUUGGAAGUAAAUUUACCGUUUUUGCUUUGUUUUACUUUGUAUUUGAGGGCAAUUUCCAAGUACAAGCCCCGGGGGGGCUUAUAUUUGGAGGGGCGAUUUAACGGAGGGUUUUUUUGCGUUACGAGUUUGGAGGGCUUAUACAUGAAAGAGGCUUAUUUUCGCAAUUUUACGGUAACUUUUUAAUCUUAGGACGAAAUCCUAUCGUGUUAUCAUUCAAAUUAAACCUCUUUGGCAGAACGUUUGCAUAGUACUAUUUAUUUCGUAGUAUUUUACAAAAAGAAAUUUGAAUUACCGGUAUUUUGUAAUUUUUUUCCUCGGCUACUAUUAGAAGUAAAGGGUUGAACGUGGUAGAACACUUACGCUCAAAUUACCAACCAUACAAACCAUACAAACCUGCCAGCGGCAAGAAGCAAAAGGGAACAGUGCACGUAAUUCUUACAAUUUGUGUUGUUGUUCUUUGAGCAGGUGCUGAGCUAUCAUUUGUUUUGCCAAGUGAAGCUACUGAUAAGUUCGAGGGGCUUUUCUUGGAGCUGGAAAAUCGCCGGCAGGAGCUUGGCAUCGCUAGUUACGGUGCUUCAGUUACUACAUUGGAAGAAGUGUUUCUCAAGGUUGGGGAGGAAAUGGACAGCACACUCAGCGAUAAACUACAAAAACGGGAUGAAGAAGGUUGGUUAUGAUUAUGAUAGAGAAAAUAUGUCUUUUGUUUCCUUUUUAAAGGCUGGGGCUGUGUCACACUAUUUGCAAUCUUUUUAAAUAGAUAAAAUGUGUCGUUACAUCAAUAGAAUUCCAGAAAUAAUGGUACAUUUGUGUUAUUUAAAAACUAUACUUGGGCAUUGAAACUGUUUCCUGUCGUCUGUUGCUACGGAUGGCAGGAUCAUGAUGGAUGUGGAAAAUGUUGGGCCACCCUCUAAGAAAGUGACUCGCAGGAGAAGAGAGAAAAUGAGAGACUACUGGACUAAGCCUAUGUGUUUGACCCUUCAUGGUCGUUUGAUUUCAAAUCGCACUCAAUGAAAUUUCUUUUCUCGUCAUUCCUUUUCUCUCUUCCCCCCGCGCGCCACCUUGUUCGCGCGUGGUGUUACGCGCACUCUUUCAAGGCAGCAUUGGAGAAUACUUGUCUGUAAGACAAAGUUGAGCGUACUUAGUAGAUUUUGGUGAGUAAGCGUCAUGAAGGUAACUGUAUUACUACGUUUGGUUCCUCAGAGACUUCCUCAGUAAAUAGAAUGCAAGUGAAUGGAAAAAUCCCAAAUGAGACAGAAAGAUCGGUCUUUUCACGACUGGGAACAUUCGGAGUAGCGUCUGGUGGCUAUGGCACUUUUAGCGACUACAGUAACUACACCCACUCUUCUGGGUUUCGUCUGUUUCGUCAGCGGUGGUACGCAAUGUUUGUUAAGCGCCUACUUCACUCCAAGCGUCACAAGCUGUCUCUUGUUGCACAGCUUCUCCUUCCACUGGUGUUUACGCUUAUUGCACUCAUUAGUGCCAAGACUUUUCCUCAACCCACUGACUCACCGCCUCUUGAUCUCACGACUAAUAACUACCAGAACAACUUCGUUCCUUGGGCUUCAGACGGGUAAGUGUUGGCUCCUGAAGUAUUCUAGUCUCCUGACUUCGUAGCCGUCCUUUGAAGGGAGGAGCGUUGCGUUACGACUCUGCGGCUACUUUCGGCUGGAGAGAUGCGACGACCGGAAAUACGUCAGCGUCCGCAGGCUACUGCGUAUAAGACUAGAACUAUUCGUAGUUAAGAGCACGAUGAUUUAAAGGGGGGGGGGGGGGGGGGCGGGGGGGUUUUCGGGGCAUAAGGGGGAGGGGGAAGGGUGUCUGAAAAAGGAAGUUUGAAAAAGGGAUGGAAGGAAAGGAAAAAAAAAGGAAUUUCUUUUCUGUUCGCUUUUGGGUGUCCUGUUCCCAAAAAAAGCUUUAUUUGUCAAAGUUAUCGAAAGGGGUUCGGUGUGUACUUGAGGGAAGUCGAGGGCAGGAAGAAGGCCAGUAGAAGCGGAACUGCAGGUACCCAGGAUAGUUGGGAAGAAGGACGAGAGAUUAGUGCGUAAGAGGCACGGGAAUGUAGAGGGGGGGGGGGGGGGGGUGACGUGGGGUUAUUGGAGCAUAAGUGGGAAGGGGAAUGAUGUCUGAAAAAGCAAGUUUGACAAAUGGAUGGAAAGUACAGAGAAAAAUAGGAAUUUCCUUUCCGUUCGCUCUUAGGUGUCCAUGUGCCGAAGAAAGCUUUAAUUGGCAAAGUUAUCGAAAUAGGUCUAGUUUAUAUUUUGUUCCGAGUGUGUCCCGUAGUCUUCUGAUGGGAAGUCUAUACUUUUGAAGUAAGUUGGAAGGGGCGUCAGUUCAUACAAAGCCAAGAGCGAAACGAAAAGCAUAAUAUGCUUGUAUAACUAAAUUUGUUAUGGCACUUCUAUACCUUUUCCCUAAAAGAACAAAGUCACUCUAGAAGGAGAUAUCUCUUGUAAGAAAACAAAUAGACAGCGUGUUUAGUUACUGAUUGUUCGCUGAUCUUCUCCUCAAACCAAUGUAAAUACACAAAACCGAAAAUUGACAUUUUAAAUCUCGCUGAGCUCAGGAGCUUGGUCUCUUAGGUGUAAAGUCAUAUCAUAGUUGGUUUUUGUUUUCCAAAUAUAGUUCUUCAGAGACAAAAUCGUUAGCCGAAAAUUUCCGAACUCAGUGGCCUGGUGGCGAUACAAAGCCUGUUCACGUAACUGGUGAUAUGGAAAAGUACUUAACGACCGAAGCCACGAAAGAUGGACUUGGAGGCUUUAACAGGCAUGAUUUGAUUGCUGCUACUUUUGCAAAGAAAAAUGGAACAGGUAGGAUUUUUUCUUGGGAGUUAUCCAACUCAAGUUCAUAUUUCUAGAAAGUUAAAAAAAACAGACCCAUAUCUUUCGACAAAAGAAAUCAAAACCAGACCACUGCAAAGGACCUUUCCAGUUCUGUAGUAAAGAGGACCAGACUUCGUCACCCUGACAACUGUAUUUAUGCAUGCUUUCCCUGAGCAAAUGGUGAAACCAUUAAUUAAAAAAAUAUGAAAAGGCAAUGAAAGGAGCUCCAAUUCAUUAUUUGAAUCUCAAAGAGUUGUCUUGAAUUUGAAGGAAAGCUCAACGCCAGAUCGGCAUCUGCAUCGGCCUGGUGGCGAUAAAAAGCCUGUUCACGUGACCGGUGAUACGGAAAAGUACUUAACGACCGAAGGCACGAAAGAUGGACUUGGAGGCUUUAACAAGCAUGAUUUGAUUGCUGCUACGACAAUGAAAGGAGCUCCAAUUCAUUAUUUGAACCCCACAGAAUUGUCUUGAAUUUGAAGGAAACCUCAACGCCAGAUCGACAUCUGCAAUAUCAUCGGCUCGAAUCCCAUCGCAGAGUUAUGCCGAUUUUUUCUAUGAACCUUAAUGGUGACGUUAAGGUUAUUUUUUCUUUAUUUUGCAAAAACGUUUGAGUACCUUAAAGAACGUAGACCAUCGGCUGGCCAUGUUUGCACUAAGAGAGGGGUGGGUUGGUCAGAUAGCCCAUUGCCUUGGAAGGUUUCCUGAUCUUUGUUCAUUUCACUUUGUUUCUCAGUUAAUGUUACGGCGUGGUUCAACAACCAAGCUUACCAUGCUAUCGCCGUGUCACUUGCGGCUGCCGACGCUGGUCUACUGCGGUCUGUCCUGGGAAAAAACGUCUCCAUGACAACUGUAAACCACCCGUUGCCAAGAACAGUUCAAGAAUCCAUCAACGAUUUACAGCGGUAAUGCUAACCGACACACUAAACUGUCUAGAUUCUUCUAUAACACAGUCUGUGAACUCCUAUUUCCUCUCUUUUUUCUUUCCUGUUUAUUCCUUGAUUCACCCGUCCUUUUUCAAUUGUAUAAUUUUUUAAACUUGGCCUCUUGACACCGUGGUUAACUGCUUAUGUGAAAGUAGUUGGCAGUGCAUGCAGACACGGGGCACCAAAGACUGUAGAAAAAGUUUGUGCAUUUGUCUGAAGUCCACUUUCGGGUAAAGUUCCACCCAGGUUACCAGAGGUAGGGGUAUCCUUUACGGGAAGCUGCAGGCCAACACAUCUUCAGCCAAAGGCCGCAGCCACAAACGGCCAAGCGGCGAGAAAAAAGUAGGUCACUGUAUAGACUUCACCGAAACGGGAAAUCGCACAUGAAAACUCUCUGGCAUGUAGGUUAGUGAAUUUCCCUCCUUAUUUGAUUGUAAUCAUUUCAUUAUUUUUAUCAUUAUAAUUAUUCCAUUUACUGCAGCAAUGGACUCGGCUUCCAGAUCUCCUUCUUUGUGUUAUUUGGCAUGGCUUUUCUGGCCUCCAGCUUUGUAGUGUUUCUUGUUCAAGAACGAGCAAACAAAGCGAAACAUGUGCAGUUUGUCAGCGGCGUUGACCCAUUUAGCUACUGGGAUUCUGCCUAUACCUGGGACCUUAUCAAUUUUCUCCUCCCGUCCCUCUCGAUUUUGAUCCUUGUAGCAGCUUUUGACGUACCAGCCUACACUGGUAAGUAAAUUAUUUAUUUUGAAAAGCCUACAAGGCAAUUCGAGUCUCAAUGCCUUCACGUUUCCAUCAUUAAUCGUCCGUAAAAAUACCGUAAAAUUCCGAAAAGAAGCCCCUCCAUGUAUAAGCCCCUCCAAAUAUAAUCCCCCCAAACCGGUAACGCAAAAAACCCUCCGUUAAAUCGCCCCUCCAAAUAUAAGCCCCCCGGUGGCUUGUACUUGGAAAAUUGCCCUUAAACACAAAGUAGAACAAAGCUAAAACGGUACAUUUACUUCCAACUAUAAGGCUACCCCAAUCGAUUUCGAAACGUAAAUUCCCCUCCGUAGAUAAGCCCCUCCGAAUAUAAGCCCCUCCAAAAAUAAGCCCCUCAAAAAGGGCCUUUGAAAAAUACAAGCCCCGGGGCGUAUUUUCGGAAUUUUACGGUAUUUUCUGUGCUGAGACGUGAACUUCGAAAUGGAUAUGGCAUGUUAUCAUGGAAAACUGGUUUGAACUGGAGCUGGGAACUCAAACUACUGGGACUAUGCCUAAGUGUUCGCUAACGCGAAAUACGUCUGCAUUUACCAUUCUUUCUGCAGGGUGGGGGGCGAAGUCAAUAGGCACGAAUUUAUGCUAUUUUUGUGCUUCUUUUCCAUUUUCAAACUGCGGCAGGUUUAGCACAGUCGGUAGAGCUCUUGACUAUAGAGUGGGAGGUCGCGGGUUCGAUUCCCAGGGACUGGACCAAUACUCAGGGCUCUUAAAACAUAUACUUUGACACUCAAAUAAAGUGUUUUUUUUACUCUAAUCAACCAUACAGUACGUCAGUUUGUAAUUUGAAUCAGAGUUUUUUCUUUUCUUUUAGGUCCUCGCUUAGGUUACUUGUUCGUGUUACUGAUGUUGUAUGGCUGGGCCAUCAUUCCUCUCAUGUAUCUCUUCUCCUUUGUUUUCCGCACCGCCUCCACUGCCUUCGUGGUUCUAACUAUGUUCAACGUUAUUACUGGCCUGGCUUGUCUACUGACUGUAUUCAUUCUAAGCAUUCCAGGUAACUUGUCUUUUUUAAAAAUCUUCCUUGUCAAUGAGAGCCUUAAGACUUAGGAAAAACUUGAGACCGAAACGGUGGAAAUUGAUAUGAUGUUUGGAGGUUUUAGCUCGUAGUGCCGGGGAGUGUUAGACCAUGUUAAAGUUUAUUUCCUUUGGACCUACCUGAACUUGUCUGAUCCGCCGCGGAUGUGUAAAAUAGCGCCGGGGAGAUAAGUAAGGCGUUAUGGUCACGCUACGGCUGUCGUCCGCCACGCCGAUCGCGGAGCGGUGUUCCCCCCUUUACGCCAUAUGUGUUGUUGUCAUGUUUUUAUUAGACUUAAAUUUAAAGCCAAGCCAAAGGAAAUGCAACAUUAAAACCUCACCUCCUUUAACAUAUUGUUGUUGUUGUUCUUUAUUUAUUUAACCCUAGAACUUGAUCUCCUGGACGUAGCAAACGCUCUGAAAUGGGCCUUCCUUGUUCUGCCAAACUACUGCCUGGGUCAAGGCCUAACUGAUAUAUUUAAUAACUACAAUGCCCUGGAUUUCUUUAACAAGGCUCUUGAUAUGUGUCUUCAUACCAAAGUGCCCUUCUUUCACCCUACUAAAGCUAAGUGCGAAAAGCUCAUUCGAAAAUAUGGCGGCAGUCAGUUGGAGUUUCAAGAGAACUACCUGUCUUGGGACAACCCUGGUAUUGGACGCUACCUGGUAUUCCUGGCCUUAGAAGGGCUCGUUUUCUACUCCCUUGUUCUAUUAAUUGAGUAUGGGGUUUUCAACCGAUUUACGGGAAUCUUCAGGCGUAGUUUUUCCACGGUUGGGCUGCGGAGCGAAGAGUCUUCAGUGGCCGAUGAUGACGAUGUUUUAGAGGAAAAAAGAAGGGUGAUGUCGUCAGAGAACAUGGACGACGUGCUUGCUAUCAAGGAGUUAACUAAGGUCUUCUCAGGAAAUGGACGUGAGUACAAUUCGCUAGCCUGUGUAGCAGGCGCUUGGAAGUAGUGGGCGAAAGAGAGAACGGGCGCGCGCGAGGGAGACACGCGAGGGGUUAGGGAGCUACCUCUCCCCUCGCGUGUCUUCUUUUCGUACACCCGUUUUUUCGUGUGCCCACUACUUCCAAGCACCUGCUACGCAGGCUAACAAUAGGCCAGUUGCACUAAGAGGUCACGUGACCAAUGCUUCCUUUAAACAAUGAGUUGGAAUCUUGCUGAUGCCAAAAAUUGUUAGAGCGCACAAAAAUUAUCUUACACCCGAAAUUUGGGAGGAAACGCAUUUAAGGGAGAUAUCUUAUGGCACUUUGAUUUUUCAGCAAAGUAGUAUGAUUUGUUUUGGCCGCCAUGUUGGAGGGCAUGCUUUUGCCCUCCAACAUGGCGGACAAAACUACGUCUUGCUUAUAUCUUGUUCAACGUUUCAUAGGUAUGCUCAGAUGUGCUGUAAACGUUAUCACAUCAUCUUUUCAACAUUUUCCUUGAAGAUUAAGUGCAAAAUUUGGGUUCAGAGAGAGGUAAUUCAUAAUUUUAAAAAUCACAUUUUGGUCACGUGACCAUUUACGAACUUAUUCAUUUUAAGAAAAUGGUGCGGAUUUGAAAAACCAAAUGACUAUUAUUUUGUUUAAGGUAUGACCCACUAAUCGUUUUUCGUAGGCAAAAUCAUAUAACUUUCAUUUUCAUAAAAACGAUGUCACAUGCCUCUUAAUGCAAAUGGCCUAUUCGCGGGUUUUUGUAUCGUAAGUACUUCCUGUCUAGGCAUGAUUCAGUAACAGGAAAAUCGACAAAACUGACGUAUUGAUUUAUGCCUGCGAUGAUCUAGUCCCAAGAAUUCUUUCACAAAACACUUAAAGACAUAUUUAUUUCACCAAGCUUUUUCUUAAUUUAUAAUUAGAUUUCUAUUUAAUUUUCAUACUUAUAUGUACUUGUUAGAUUUUUUAGAGUUUUAAUACAUUUUUGUAAAGCGCCUAGAACAGUUAAUGAUAUAGACGCUAUAAAAAUAAAGUUUAUUAUUUAUUAUUACUAUUAUCCUCGAGUAGUGAACGAUGAACACAAAGGGUUUUGAAUUCUGAGUCUACUUAACUUAAUAUCUGCCAGACAAUGAAAUGAGGAAAUCGAUCCUUUACAUGUAAGAAUGAAUAAAAUUGUUACAGUAGACUUUUACGUGCAGCUUUGUCCAGUAUAAAAGCUGGAAAGACCGUAUAUUAUGAAGAGCUUCAGUUUAUGGAGAACCUUUCCUCAAUACCCAAUGAAUCGUAGGCUACUUGAUUACUUAGUACUAUAUAAUGGUAAUAGGACUGAGUGGAGUCCAGUUCCAGGGCGCAAAGAAAGUCAGUUUUACAGCCUGCUAUUUGGGCAAGCUGUAGCUAGCAUAUACUAGCCCACAAGUCAUUUCAAUUAGCCCCAAAACCCUUUUUGAUUAGCAGGAUUGAUUACAAUCCUUUGUAAUUUGAAUUUCCCCAAAAGACAGCACUUGCCCAUUGGGCAAGUUAAGAACAAAAAUCACUAGCCCGAUAGCAAAAUCCACUAGCCCCGGGCUAUCGGACACUACUUUCUUUGCACGCUGAGUUCGGUCUGUCAUCAUACGAGUGAUAAACAAAAUCGGACGACCGCGUAGCGAGAGUCCGUUUAGUUCAUCACGAGUAUGAUUAUGUUGGUUGUAGCAUUGGUUUUAUUUAAUGGUCGGGUACGGCUUGUUUGGAAACCAUCUUAGGUGAUCUCUAUGAUCGUGGAUAUAAUUAAUUAAAUAGAAUGAAGAUAAAAAGUAAAUAAGCCAUGUUUUUUCCCCAGGUCGUUUGCCAUUGAUAGCGGUGGAUAGUCUGUGCCUCGGGGUUCCCAUGAGUGAAUGUUUUGGCCUUCUUGGUAUCAAUGGAGCCGGAAAAACAACAACGUUUCGCAUGUUAACUGGAGAUGAGACCAUGACAUCCGGGACUGUUGUGGUGGACGGGUUUGACAUCCGAGAGGACAUGAACAGGGUGCGUUCAUUGAUUCUAGCCUCUAGAGGGUUUCUUAGUAUUUUCAGUACAUUCGACGUAACUGCACUCUAACUAAAGGAAAUGUAACAUGGGACAAUCCUAAUUGCUCGACGAUUUUCAGCGUUGCAACAUUGUUGCGACAUUGCUUGGAAUUGUUAGAACAUUGUUCGAAAAUUGUUGUCCUAAAAUCGCCGUUGCUAAUCGUCUAGUGUAACAUCUUUUAAAUCAAACAAACCAUAUAUCAGAUCAUAGAACAGGAUUCGCCUUGCUAAAAAGGUUUUUUGUCCAGUUCUCUGCCCUCCACAAAUACCAACAUUCAGAGCCUCUUUCAUCAGAGUUGUUGUUCAUAUUUUUCUUGAAAAAGAACUUUUUGGCAAACUUUAACAUUACGCAUGUGUUGCUUCUAGGUUCGCCAGCGCAUUGGCUAUUGUCCUCAGUUUGACGCUUUAAUAGAUCAGCUGACCGGAAGAGAGUUGCUCGUUAUGUAUGCUCGGCUACGAGGCGUACCGGAAGUCUUGAUAGCGGAUGUUGUUGAGGAGCUUAUUCAAGCAUUGCUUCUUCAAGAUCAUGCGGAUAAGUUAACAAGUUCUUACAGGUACAGUUUCUGAUUUCACCAUUAAUACGCAGUGAAACCUUAGGAUACCCUUGCCUUUUUCGGAACUUAACUGUGGGAGCCUUAGCCUGUUGCAGGCGUUUAGACAGUUAGGAGCGGCGCGACGAUAGCUACUUUGCGCCGCUCCGAACUAUCCAAGCGCCUGGAAAAGGCUAUGCGAGCCCGAGACCCAGUUUACACCACCAAUUUUCACCUGUGCAACCCAUUUACACGGAACCGUGCAAAUUCUCCUGCAGAUUGCAGUAAUGUUUGCGGUUGAAAACCUUGCACAGUUCUGCGGGUUCCAUGCAAAUACAAGGUAGAUCCGUGCAAGUUUUUGUCCGUUCAAGAAUUUGUCUGGACUCUUGUAAACAGGUUAUAAGUUUGCCGUUUCGUCAAAUUGCAACAAAUCGAUUCUUAAUUUUGAAAUUAAAACCGACCAAUCACAGCGAAGAAAAGUCCUGCAUAUGAAGAGAUAAACCAAUCAGAGCUUGCAACAGAAAAAUGUAGCCGCCGCAAAGCGCGGGAAAACGAGGUUGGGAUUAUACUUCUGAUUGGCUGAUGUGUAAGUGGUGCGAAUUAUCUCAACCAAUCAAAUUGUGCGAAAUCCUGAUUGUUUUUUCAUGCAAUGGCCUAUUUCUUGGCUUACAAUUGUCCGAGUUUUCCUUUAACGUCAUCUUAGGAUACUUGCAGCUCGUGUCCGCUUUGUUCAUUCUUACACUACUGGAAAACUUGCGUGCGAAUCUUCCCAAGCCUAACUGCUCUGUGAACUAGAUGACAUAUCUAUUGGUAUGUGUUUGAAUUUGGUGGCUGUGAGUACCAUUCGCGUAAAACCCGUUUUCCUUUGCCCCUUUCUAGUCUUAUGCUUAUUAAAACGCGGCAAACAUCGCCUUUGUUGUCGUCAAAGCAGAGCUCGUACUCAUCACCCACAAAUGCUCGUUAAUGAGGUAGAAAUUAUCUUACUUCAAACAAUCGAGAAACACGGGGAUCGCACAAUUAAGGAGUCAAUCAGGUGCCCUUAUUCAACGAAGACAAAAAAUCGGGGUUAGUAAUACUUCAGUUCAGCUUGUAAAUGCCUAUCUGAGGGACACGAAUCAAGUCAGGGUUAAGGUAGCAUGUCGCAGGUUCCAAGAUGGUAUUGCAGUGCAGUCGUGCAGUAAAAGUGAUAUGAAAAACGCGCGGGGCUUGGAGGGAGAGACCUUUCCCUUUCUCAGGUCGCGCGCGUGUUAUUUUCCCCUUUCUUGUUUAUCUUCGCGAUGUCCCUACUAUCUGAGUGCCCUGGGCACAGGCUAGGUCACUGAGUGGUAUUUUUUAAACCUCUCCUUUCUAGUGGUGGAAACAAGCGGAAGUUGAGUACUGCCAUAUCGUUAGUAGGGGACCCCCCUGUGGUGUUUUUGGAUGAGCCUACAACUGGCAUGGACCCGGUAGCGAGAAGACUAUUAUGGGAUGCACUGUCACGUGUUCGGGCUGAUGGACGUUGCAUAGUGAUUACGUCACAUAGGUGAGUAUGGCCCAUGCUGUAGAGAAAAGUAGGAUGCUUGGAAAGAAUGCUUUCAUAGUCUUGGUUUUUUAAAGGUUAAACUGAUGAAAAAAAGUUAUGCCAGUUAUUUGGGGAUGUUUGCAGAAAGCGUCGAGGAUUGAAAAAUCAAUUCAGUGCUUGUAAGCAUUUGAAGCAAAGCAAAGAAAGGUUGAAGACACUGGCAACCUUUGCAUUGUGUUUUUUCGGUUCCCUUCAUUUCUUCCUUAUGUUUAGUUGUAAAGCUUACAAUCGUUUCUCCUUUAUUAUUCUUAGUAUGGAGGAAUGUGAAGCUCUAUGCACUCGGCUAGCGAUCAUGGUUAAUGGGCGUUUAAAAUGUUUGGGAAGCCCGCAGCAUCUUAAACACAAGUUUGGCGAGGGAUACACGCUUCUAGCUCGAGUAUCAAGCAACACACCCGACACUGCACCACUGAAGCAGUUUAUAGAGAGCUCAUUCCCUGGAAGUGUGUUGAAAGACGAGCAUCAAGGCAUGGUCCACUAUCAUAUCCGCGAUACCAGCAUAACGUGGGCUCAGCUGUUUGGGGCAAUUGAGAGAGUCAAACUGAACUUCAAUAUUGAAGAUUACUCUGUUAGUCAGACAACCUUAGAGCAAGUAUUUCUGAACUUUGCCCGAGGACAGAGAGAGGAGGACAGUUAA
Porites evermanni is the source of this 17769-nucleotide messenger RNA. The record is from the annotation of a GenBank genome assembly. Lineage: Eukaryota; Metazoa; Cnidaria; Anthozoa; Scleractinia; Poritidae.